AUGGCGAAGGAGGGACCGAACCAGGCUUGCGCCGCCUGCAGGUUCCAGCGCCGCAAGUGCGGCGCCGAGUGCCAGUUCGCCCCCUACUUCCCCGCAGACCAGCCCAAGCUUUUCGAGAACGCCCACAGCCUCUUCGGCGUCAGCAACAUUCUCAAGAUCCUCUCCAGCAUCGAUCCUUCUCUGCGAUCCGAAGCCAUGCGCUCCAUCAUCUACGAGUCCAACAUUCGCGCCCGCUUCCCCGUCGACGGCUGCGCAGGCGCCAUCCGCCAUCUCUUUAACCAACUCUGCACCGCACAGAUGGAGCUCGCUUCCCUCACCGAACAGAUCGUUUCGUGCCACCGCUCGGAGAACGGCGCCUUCCCCGCCGGCGACGUCGGCGACGGCGGCGAUGGCGGUGGCGGCGGCGCAGCCAUGUCUAUGCUGAGGAAGGAGAUAGCUGUCUUCUCUCAGAAUAUCCAUGAUGGGCAGUUGCACCUUGCCUCCCAGCAGCCCUGCGAAAACAAGUAA
Molecule: messenger RNA, 507 nt
Organism: Spirodela intermedia
Lineage: Eukaryota; Viridiplantae; Streptophyta; Magnoliopsida; Alismatales; Araceae
Source: the annotation of a GenBank genome assembly